Messenger RNA from Suillus subalutaceus, 822 nucleotides. RefSeq lists its product as uncharacterized. The transcript has 10 exons. NCBI's taxonomy places the organism in Eukaryota, Fungi, Basidiomycota, Agaricomycetes, Boletales, Suillaceae. The record is from RefSeq and is a predicted model, not a curated record. Bases 148 to 789 code for a protein of 213 amino acids.
AAGACAAAGCUGGCUAAAUAACAGUGGAGGGAACGAGUUAGGGUGUGAUGCAUCUAGCAUGUCUCCAGCGGCAGGAAGCGGGUACUGCGCCCAUCCGAGACAUAAAAGGCUGCGACUGCAGAGCUAGAAGCUACUCAAUCUGAAGCAAUGUCAGAAACUUUCGUCAGAAACUUGAAUUUUCAGACACAUGACCUCGGUAGGGAGGUGACGCUUUUACUCACUUUUGAUGGCAACAUGAAAGGCCUCUAUAAGAAUGUCUGCCCUAUAGUAUGGAAGACCUGCACAUUUGGAAAGGAAGGCCCGUACAGCAUGCGCGCGACCUACACUAGCCAGCUUGCUUUUUUCAAAGCGCAGGUCGACGAAGGGACCAUCACUGACGCUGCAACCUGCGUCAAUAUCAAUGAGGGCGAAAUAACGACUUUGACUCAGGAUGAUGAGGAGGUCUUCCAUUUCUCUGACCCUGUGGCUGGAGAGAAAGGUUUGCUGCAGGCCAAGAACGAGACUGGAUACGUUCAGGACAUCGGAAUCGGCUUUAUGUGCCCGGGAGAACUGAUGCCUACGCCGGCGCUCUACUUCAAUGACGUUGGAGAUGGAAGUAACGCCGUGGCUAAGUUCAUUCCCAAGCUACGCGCCUACAUCACCUCGGACUAUGGACAAACUGCAAUCUUGCAACGCGCUAUCGACAGCCACUGUAUCUGGGAGCAAGAUCUCAGUUAUCUUGACUCCGAGAAUACGACCUGGAAGCUCACAUAUGAUGAAUAUUACGGACACAGAGUUACCAGGGGAUAGGAAUCUCAAAUUGGUGGCCAUGCAUUCUUGCUC